AUGCUGCGCUCGGCCCCAACUCAACAGUGCGCGGGGCGCGUCCCUUGCCAUGAACCCCGGAAGCACGCGGCGGUGCGCGGGCCGGCCCCGCAGCGCGCCCUCAUGGAUCGGAUGGCGCAGGGCGGGACCGGGCCGGACUACUCGCGCGCGAACCAGAACCUCGCGCUCGAGCUCGUGCGCGUCACCGAGGCCGCGGCGCUCGGCGGCGGCAAGUGGAUGGGCAAGGGCGACAAGAACGCCGCUGACCAGGCGGCGGUGGACAUGAUGCGGAGGGUGUUUGAGGCGUGUGUGGGGGUGCACGGCGUGGUGGUGAUCGGGGAGGGCGAGAAGGACGAGGCGCCGAUGCUGUACAACGGCGAGCACGUCGGGGACGCAAGCGGGCCCCUGAUGGACAUCGCCGUCGACCCGAUCGACGGCACCACGUGCGUCGCGAACGGCCGCAGCGGCGCCAUCGCGGUGAUCGCGAUGGCCGAGGCCGGCUCGAUGUUCAACCCGGGCCCGUGCAUGUACAUGGAGAAGCUCGCCGUCGGGCCGGACGUGCCCGCGGACACGGUGUCGCUCGACGAGUCCGUGGCGCACAACAUCCGCGCUGUGGCACGGGCCAAGAACAAGGCCGUCGACGAGGUCACCGUGGUGCUGCUCGACCGCCCGCGGCACAAGCCGCUGAUCGACGAGAUCCGCGCCGCGGGUGCGCGCAUCCGGCUGAUCUCGGACGGCGACGUGGGCGGGGCGAUCGAGGUGGCCAAGGACGCGUCGCCUGCGGACAUGCUCAUGGGCAUCGGGGGCACGCCGGAGGGCGUGAUCGCGGCGUGCGCGCUGAAGUGCAUGGGCGGGACGAUCUACGGCCGGCUGUGGCCGCGCGACGACGCCGAGCGCGAGCGCACCAUUGCCGCGGGGUACGACCUCAACAAGAUGAUGCGCACGGAGGACCUGUGCAGCGGCGAGAAGGUGUUCUUCGCGGCGACCGGCAUCACGGACGGCGACCUCCUCCGCGGCGUGCGGUACCACUCGGGCGGCGGCGCCACGAGCAGCGUGGUCAUGCGGGGGGAGUCCGGGACCGUGCGGUGGAUCGAGACGCAUCACAAGUGGGCCAAGCCCAGCGCGACCAACCCGAUGUUCCUGACCUCGGACGACUCCAUGCACUAG
Pedinophyceae sp. YPF-701 is the source of this 1146-nucleotide messenger RNA. The record is from the annotation of a GenBank genome assembly. Lineage: Eukaryota; Viridiplantae; Chlorophyta; Pedinophyceae.